AUGGAACACGAAUUUAACCCGACUUUCAAUGGUUUUAUGUCAAUUGUGUGGUGUCUUUUAUUAUCCGCAUUCUACUUAGCCAGUUUGCACGUUUGGAACAGUCCGUUUAACAGAGAUCAUCCUUCGACGAUAAAGCAAAGAUUCAUCAGCUGCAUUAUCAUGCUGUUCAUUGCACCGUGCUUUCUAUACAUCGGACUGGACAAGUCCAUACUAAACCAGGCAACAUUUCUGGAAGUUUUGGGACUUCGAGUCAAAGGAUUGCUGCCCGCAAUUGUCAUUCCCUUACUCCUCACAAUGGUGCUCUUCUUAGGUCCCAUGUUUAUGGAGUUCUUUAGUGGAACAUGCCAUCGGUAUGCAGAGGUAUCCGGUUGGCUGCCGAAUCUGACCAAUCUGAUGUGGAUACGCAAUCGCAUAGUGGCUCCACUAUCGGAGGAGUUUACUUAUAGAAGCUGCAUGAUGCCAUUGUUGUUGCAGUGUUUGCCGCCUAUGACUGCCGUCCUUAUAAAUCCGCUGUUUUUUGGAAUAUCUCACUUGCAUCAUAUACAUGAACGAAUAAAAUACGACAUGAACUGCAAAGAAGCCCUGUUGAUCUCAGGCUUCCAGUUUUCCUAUACGACAAUCUUUGGAGCCUAUUCAGCUUAUUUGUUUUACAGAACGGGACAUUAUGCCAGCGUUUUCGUGGUCCACGCCUUUUGCAACCACAUGGGGUUCCCCAAUAUCACCGAAAUACCCAAGUACCCAACCGGCAAAAAAAUUAUCGUUUGUUGUCUGUUCGUUCUGGGCUUCGUUUCAUGGUGUUUCCUGAUCACACCAUUGACUAAACCCAGUUGGUACCACAACUCUCCUAAGUACGCACGUGAUAGUUUAGCCGUUAACGAAUAGAUUAACAUUGAACACGUUGCUUGUACAUAAAGUUGUUUAUACGAUAAGGAAAAAUGUGAAGAAUUCAGUCACAUUACGACAAUGUUGGGUGUAUGCCUGUGACAGUCUGUUUUUAACUACGGUACGUGCAAUACUCGGAAGGAAAUAUAACAAGUGUUAUGUUUGGA
Molecule: messenger RNA, 1049 nt
Organism: Dendroctonus ponderosae (mountain pine beetle)
Lineage: Eukaryota; Metazoa; Arthropoda; Insecta; Coleoptera; Curculionidae
Gene: Sras
Product: CAAX prenyl protease 2
Exons: 5
Coding region: 1-882 (293 amino acids)
Biological process (GO): CAAX-box protein processing
Cellular component (GO): endoplasmic reticulum membrane
Molecular function (GO): metalloendopeptidase activity
Source: RefSeq, a predicted model, not a curated record